Molecule: messenger RNA, 3087 nt
Organism: Chara braunii
Lineage: Eukaryota; Viridiplantae; Streptophyta; Charophyceae; Charales; Characeae
Source: the annotation of a GenBank genome assembly
GGCUUGUUUGUUGAACGGUCGACCGCCGACGUCACACUGAAGCCCUUCGAACGGCCCUUACAUGGCCGACCUGCUGCACAGGCUGCCUCUGCUGGUCCUCGUCGUCAUGCUGCUUCUCGUCGUUGUCUUCUUCCAUGUGUGUAUCGUCGGCCUCGUCCCGCUCGCGGCUCGCAGAAGGAGAUCUUCGAAGAAAGCCGACAGGAUGGAUCGACGAGUGGGCAACGACAGACCGGCAGGCACAACCUCCGGAGCGAGCAAUCGGCAACACAGUGCGGGGUCUGUGGCGAAGCGGCCGUACGACCCGAGGUUGUAUGCACACCUGCCUUCUCACGAGAUUCCUCUGCGGCCGUCGGAUGACGAGGGGGGAGACGCCAGGUCGUCGACUUUGCCGUUGGGAAGUGGUUCGACGCAGGAAUGGGCGGCGAGGCAGUCGUACGGCGGCAGGCGGGUGGAGACCCCGUGGUCUUACACGUCACUGCUGAACGAGGGGUUGUGCGACGACGACGACAAUGCAGCGGUUGAUCUCAGCUUCCAGUUGUCCAGCAGCAGCGGAGCAGCGACAACGCACACUCGGAUCAUCAAUCCCCACCCGGGUGUGGAUUGCGCGGACAACACGCACGGUGGUGUGUGCGGGCCGCAAGACGGCGGUCUGCCUCAAUCGCUUCGUGAAGGUGGUGGUAAUCGGAAUGAGUCGACGUCGACCGUCGGCGGAGGAGUCGGUGCGCGUGAAUGUCCGAAGUGGAUGCGGUUGUCACUUGCGUCGCGAAGUGGAUCCGACACUCCUCCUGGACGGCAUCGACUGGAGGAUUUGCGUGAGGAAGGUGCGGACGUGCACCGCGACGGCAGGCAGCUGUGGGCAGAGUGCAGGAAGGCCUUGCAUCAACGUGGAACGGAAACAAUCACGAGAGGGGUGCAACGGCUCCACGUGGACGAAGGGGACGAAGCUGCUAUUGAGGAGGCCCAGGGGUGUGACGACGUUGACGGUGACGACAAUUGCAACUCCGACGAUUUGCCAGACAUUAGGCCGCUGGGGAGGAAGGCGAUGAACGGCGGAGCGACUGUGAGGAAGGGUCCCGCUAUGAAACUCGACGGAGCAAGAAAAUGGAUGACGACACGGGCCGAAGCGAAGAAAUGGGACAACUUGAUGCAGCAAUUCAAGAAGGUCCACAAGUUCCUGAACCUCUCCGGCGGGAAAGACUACUUCAAGCUUGCUUCAAAGGCCAGGCGAUCGGAGGGCUUCAACUUUGUCAUGGACUGGAGCGUGUACGACGAAAUGGAGGUCAUGACGAAGGGGGAUCACACGAUCCACCCGAAAAAUUUGGCGGACACGGGGGCGGCGGGGGGGGUUCAGAUGCCGGCAGGCGCGGGGGCUGGAGGGGACACCAUGGCCAUUGAGGGUGGAGGGGAGGCAGCCGACGAGGAGCAUGGGUCAACGAAAGACUCCACAUUCAGCGCGGGGAGCGGCGACGGUUAUGGAAAGAGGAAGAACAUGCGGCAACAAACCUUUGAGGCCGUCGUUGAGGUCAUGGACAAGCAUGGUGCGCUCAUGGCGAGCACAAUGGACAAUGCGAGCAAGCGACAAUGCUCGAUGAUGUUAUGUCACUGCGAAAUCCUGGAGAGCGAAGUGGAAGUGCAGAGGAAACAUUAUGCUGCGGCGGAUGAGGCGAACAAAAUGAUGCGUAGCCACAGACGACCUUUGACGGAGGCGGGAAGCAUGUCUGCGCGAGGCGCCCGUGGCAAGAAGCGGGAAAACAUCCCCACGGACACUCAGGGGCGGGAAAGGGGUCGGCGGCAUGUCCCCAAGGCGAAGAGGCUCCGUUCGGAAGAAGCAUCAGCAAGCCUGCCUCUUCGGCGAGGGCGAAGUUGGGCGGCAGCCAACGAAGAGGAAGAUGACGACGUGUUCACGAUGAAGGAGGAAGCAGCAGAGGACAACGUGCCGACGCCUCGGGGAAGCAGUCUUCAACGCUCAUCUGAUCAGAGCGGUGCGAGGAGAUUGCUGACGCCCCUUCAGGAGGCGCAACAAGUGCGUGCCCACAACACCUCGAAGGCGAAGGAGAUUGUCGUCGACGUCGGCGGCGAGGGCGACGAGCCCUUGGAAAGUCGUAGGCAGCGCAAUGUCACACAAGGCGCCAUGGCGACGGCAGUCAGGAUACGUGCCGCGACUGAAGAAAGGCCACCUCAGGGUGGCCUGCCCUCCACGCCAUCCCAGCCGCGUCCGCGCAACACGGCUGCAGAGGGAGGCUCCAUGGAACGCGGGGGAGGGGAGAGGGCCCAGCAAGAAGCGCACGUGGCGAGUGGGGGGGCGAUCGCUGGUGCAGCCGCGGGGUCUUCGGGCAAUGUUGCUGCCGUAGCGAGGGCGAGAGAGGAGGUCCCAAUUGUGGAGUGGGAGGCGACGCGCGGCGACAACAAGGAUCCCACACAACUGCAGCAGGCGAUCGCCCUCGCGACGGCAUCGGAGAAUAUUGCUCUGCGCAUCUUGCACGGAUGGGUCUUCAAGUCCGGGAACCGCCCCCGAGGAUUCAAUGUCGCUUUCCAGUACGCGCUGGAGUCGGUGGCGACGGACAUUGCGCGCGUCAUGUGGUACGGCGAGGAGUGGAGCAACAUCGUUAGCGCGGCCGUUUGCGCGCACACAAUCGACCUCAACAUGGACUUGCCACUGUGGUUUGCGGACGCGAACAUCGAGGAUAGGCCGGAGGACGACGACAUGGCAGCGCACCAGGAGGCGACCGUUAUAUGCAUCGCGCAUGCAUUUCGCGCCGCGGUGCAAAUGGGUGGCAACGUCGACGGCGGGUUCAUCUCGCACGAUCGUCUGUCAAGAAUUGCGGAUUGCUUCAGGCUUUUGUUGGCUGCUAGCAUGUGGUUGAUGCGCAUGGCGGGAGACGAUCCGCGCAGCCACUACGAAGCCUUUUACUUCGCGAAGCCCACGCUCGUCGCGUCCAUGCAUCUCACCUUCGAUCAUCGACGGUCCGUAUCCGAGCCACGAAUGCCGUCACGGAGAGACUAGGGAAGGCAAACGCCACAUUCGAAGACUACCCAAAGUACAUCCUCGAUUGGGCUUCUUGCGGCAUCGUCUUCGGGCACGAUGCG